Molecule: messenger RNA, 8440 nt
Organism: Trichogramma pretiosum
Lineage: Eukaryota; Metazoa; Arthropoda; Insecta; Hymenoptera; Trichogrammatidae
Gene: Sema1a
Product: semaphorin-1A
Exons: 12
Coding region: 2411-4717 (768 amino acids)
Biological process (GO): positive regulation of cell migration; negative chemotaxis; semaphorin-plexin signaling pathway
Molecular function (GO): semaphorin receptor binding; chemorepellent activity
Source: RefSeq, a predicted model, not a curated record
CAUGUACGUAUUAUUAUUAUUGUGUAUACAUGCAGCAGCAAAGUGACCGUGUAUACAGCGCACACACCCACACACGCGGUUUUCUCGGUGUAUAAUCGCUCGUCGGGUCGGGAGUUUUCGCGAGAAGCCACUGGCCGCCGUCGUCGUCGUCGCUGUCGCCGCACCGUAAACACAAUUCAUCCUAAUAAACGUCAGUUAUCUGCGAAUAAACAGCGCAUCGGAGAACACGCAGAUAUCCUGCGACAUUUUCUCUCUCCAGCAGCCCCGGAUCCCCGCCGAGCGCGAGCGCCGUGCACCGCCACCACCGCACCACCCUUAUAUCAUCGAGCUCUCUGCCCUGGCCCUGCGCUGCAACGAGAGAGUUGACAAAAAAAGGACGUGCACGACGCAGCGUCCUGGUGUUUAACUCGCGUUCCAACGGAUUCUUCGACCGGGACGAUAGUGCGCCUCUUGCAUCGCCUGCCUCCUAUAUAUCUGCCCAGUGCACCCAGACUGCCUAGGGCACGGUGUGAAUAACCUCUCCGAUCGUGCAGCAGGCUCUGCUCCGUUUUCUGCUGCUGCUGCCUGUCUGUCUACAUCGAGUGGAGCGCGUGGCGUUUGUGCUUGUGGUGUGUCUCGAAGCUCUCGUAUUAUACUCUAAACAUCGUGUGUCAAUUGUUGCCUGCAUCGUGAGGCCGUGUCCGUGUAUACGCGCGUGUACGAAUGUGUGCCUGUGUUUAUACCUACUAAAGAGAGAGAGAGCGAGAAAGAUAGAGAAAGAGAAGUGACGUGCUCGUGUUUACAUGCCAAGCGUAACGAAUAAGUUCGAUAUUACGAUCGUCGAACUCGGAACUCAUCGUAGUAGUGGCCUCAACAACGUCGUCGUCGAGGAGCCAAAGGAAUCCCUGCGGCUGUGCACGCAUCCUAUAUAUAGAGCCCGCCAGCCAUACAGCCAGCCUCUGCAUUGCGGGUUUCCUUGGCAUCACGGCCAGAGCAUCAUCGUAUCGAACUGAGUAGCAUCAGCGGUCGCUUCUACGUCCAGCUGCUGCAGUAGCAGCCCCAUCAUUAGACGCAGGACUGUGUAUAUAUAAACGCGCGCGCACAUUCUCCAGCCGCGCGCGUCUGUGUGCGCCAAACCCGAGUCCGUCUGUGUGUGUAUACUGUGUCUGUGUGUGCAAAUAUACGACGCGGUCGUCGUCCUUUUCUCUCUCUUUCCCUCAUACACACAGUACGAGCACAGUAGUGUUAGUAGUGUGUGUGUGUGUGCAGUGCAGUUGCUGCAGAUCGAGCUACUCCUUUGCAGCUGGCACUGACUGGCUGCGGGAGCGCAUGCGCCACGGGCCUGCGCGUGUUGCCGGCUAUUACGGCGGCUUAACUUUGUUCUUGCCAGUUCGACGCUGAACGUCGUCUGUGAAACUCCCCGCGUGCCGAGAGAGAUAAUUUUUGCAGACCUCUGCGAGAGUCGUCGUGGUGUCGGUGCUCCGUGCCUAUACUGCCUCUCUAUCUCUCUUUCGCUACGUCUGUCUGUUUUUCUCUCUAGUGCGCUUCUGCGACGAAAAAAAUAAAAAUAAAUAAAGAAAAUCCAUCGCGUGCAGUUUGUGAGUGUGUGUUUGUCAACAAUCGCCCUCGCUGCUGUGUGUGUUCGGAGUGUAGCUGCUGCUCCGGCUUCGAUUCAUUGAUUAUUAAAAAAAAAAGAGUUCAUUGAUCGCUCGACCCAAGAACCCGACGACGGAGUCAAUCGAGCGAAGAAAAAAGUUGUUUCUCUGCGAGUGCGCGCGUGUGUGAUUAUACCUAUAUACGCCACUGCGGCAGGGAGUGGAUGUGUUGUUUUUCAUACGUUCUCUAAUAUACGGAAGGAAAAAUCGUCCUGUGACGAGGAGAAGGAGGAAGAGGUGGUUGACGCGAGAAAACGAUGCUGCGAAGUCGAAGGACGGUGAAUAUAACGGAGGGCGAUGCGCCAAUCUGCUGGCGAUCCAAGUGAUUGCACCUCCAGAAAGUCCUUUUCACGCUCUCGUAUUCAUAUAACAUAACCCAACCCAACAACCCCUCAAAUUGUGCGCUCGAAGCCGUGUGACAAGUGUAUCUUUCUCUCUCUAUUUAAUAUUUUAUUCCAUCCAUCCUUCUGAAGUAUCGUGCAUAACAUCACCGCCAUCAUUACCAUUCAUUAUCAUCGUCCUUUCUUGAGUGCGUUCAUCUUCUGGCAUUAUUACUCAUAGUCCUUCCUUCCACUCGACGACGACGCGCGUGUGUGUGUAUGUAUCGGUGACUUGUGUUUCGCGACAACAGCAACAAAAUAAAGAGAAAAUAUAGUUCGAAAAUAAAAAAUUGAGUGUUCGUGUGUGCUGGUAUCGAUAAUACGAGACCGCAACGUUGUGAAAAUAAGUUUUCUGCGUUUGAUAAUAAAUAAGUGAAUCUUCAACCGGCGAAAAUCAUGAAGACCCAAGCUGCUUACUGGUUUGUGUGCGUCUGCAUCGGUCUCUCGUUGGCAGCAUGGCAGGAGAACGUCAGGCCCAAGAUGUACGUCCAAUUAGGCGCGGAAGAUGUAUUCAGGUUCACCGGCAACGAGACGCACACGGAUUUUUUUCGACUCAUGCUCCGGGACGGCAAAUACCUGCUGGUUGGCGGAAGGAAUUUGGUCCACAACUUGAGCUUAACCGAUCUGACGGAGCAACAACGUCUAACUUGGUACUCGCCCGACAUGGACGUGAAGAUGUGUCAGGUGAAGGGCAAAGACGACGAGAACUGUCAAAACUACAUACGUAUUCUGGCGAAGAGCAACUCGAACAGUCUCUUAGUCUGCGGCACGAAUGCCUUCAAGCCGAUGUGUCGCUAUUACGAUGUGCACUCGGGCAACUACAGCAUGACGAGCGAAAAAGUCGCCAAAGCUCUCUGCCCCUACGACCCGCAGCACAACAGUACUUAUGUUUACGUUGACGGCGAACUGUUCACCGGGACUGUGGCCGAUUUCACCGGCAUGGAUCCUAUUAUAUAUCGGGAGCCACUGCAGACAGAGCAGUACGACUCGAUGAGUCUUAACGCUCCGAAUUUCGUGAGUUCAAUGACACAAGGUGACUUUGUGUACUUUUUCUUCCGUGAGACCGCCGUGGAGUACAUCAAUUGUGGCAAGGCGGUGUACUCUCGAGUGGCCAGAGUUUGCAAGUCUGAUAAGGGCGGACCGCAUCGAUUUCGUAACAGGUGGACCUCGUUCUUGAAAUCUCGUCUCAACUGUUCAGUCACCGGAGAUUUUCCGUUUUACUUCAACGAGAUACAAUCCACGACGGAAUUAAUAUCGGGCGUGUACGGGGGCGUGCAAGCUCAGCUCAUUUACGGCACAUUCACGACGCCCGUGAACAGCAUCAGUGGCUCGGCUGUCUGCGCGUUCUCGCUUCAAGACAUCGCUGACACAUUCGAGGGCAAUUUCAAAGAGCAGAGCGCCCUAAAUUCCAAUUGGCUGCCCGUGCAGAGCUCCAAAGUGCCCGACCCGAGGCCUGGACAAUGCGCCAACGACUCGCGUACUCUGCCCGAUUUGACGCUUAAUUUUAUCAAGACUCACUCGCUCAUGGAUGAGUCGGUGAAAAGUUUCUUUGGACAACCAAUCGUUAUACGUACAAGCUUCCACUAUAGGUUCACUCAAAUAACCGUGGAUCCUCAAGUAAAGACACCAGGGGGCAAGACUUACGACGUACUGUUCAUAGGCACGGACAACGGAAAGGUCAUAAAAGCUAUUAACGCCGAGUCAGCUGACUCGAAAGAUAAAGUUAGUCCCGUGGUAAUAGAGGAGAUCCAGGCAUUCCCAGCUACUGUGCCAGUGCGCGGCAUCAAAGUCGUCAGGGCUGCGCAAGUUGGCGACGGUCUCGAAGAUGGUAGAUUAGUAGUUAUCGCUGACAGCCAAGUUCAGGCAUUGAGACUGCAUCGAUGCUACAGCGAUAGAAUAUUGUCUUGUGGUGAAUGCGUGGCUCUUCAAGAUCCCUAUUGCGCGUGGGAUCGAGUGGAUGGUAAAUGUCGUGCUCUCGUUGGUCCAGCUGCAACGGACGCGAAUCGCUUUUUGCAAAGCGUCGCUACUGGUACGCAUACCAGUUGUCCCGCAGGAGGUAAAAAUCUGAACAAAGACGCCGGCAGUGUCGGUGCCAUAUCAGCCAAUCAAAAUAAAUUCCCUCAAGAUUCCAUGGUUUUAAAUAAAGACAGCCAAGGUGGCGAAAUCAUCAAUAUAAUGCAAGACGAAGAACAAGGCAAUUCUGGUCCAGAAGUCUCGGCUGCUGAUUCACCACCGCCACAGUAUUCAGUGGAGACGCUUGUCAUGGCCGUGAUCGCCGGCGCUUUAUCUGCUCUAUUGGUUGGCUUUACGGCAGGUUACCUUUGCGGGCGCAAAUGCAGAAAAGACGAAGAUGACAAUAUGCCCUACCCUGAUACCGAGUACGAGUACUUCGAGCAACGUCAAAACGUCAACAGUCGAUUAGCACCCGAGCCAAAAUUGCUUCCACAAGAGGAAGUUACUUACGCUGAGCCCGUUCUGGUUCCACAACCGCCGAAAAUGCACUCGCCCAAGGGUACGAUGCGCAAACCACCGCCAACGCCAGCCGAAACACUGUUCCAGUUUCCUGACGGUUACGGUUACCGCGGACCCACGGCGCGCUCCGACAAUUUUGGAACGCUGCGAUCGCACCAGGGCGAAAACUGCGCCUACCGUCGCCAGGACGGCUUCGCCACGACUCGAAGCGUAAAGAAAGUUUAUCUCUGAGAAACGAGCGAGGAGGGGGGCUGCAAUGCACAGGCCGCGGCGGCGGGCGCUGGUAGACAUAGAAGUCUAGGCAGGCCGGCCCGCGGCCAACACCGACAGCAACAGCAACAACAGCAGCAACAGCAGAACUGCGGUGGCACAGCUUCCAGACAAAACGGUCCAAGUAACGGUAAUGGUGGAUCGCAUAGACAUCACCACCAUCACCAGGGUCAUUCCUCUCGUGAUUUGGCUCUAGGUGGUGGCCGUGGUAUCGAAACGCCUUCGCCUGGCUCGAGUAUGUCAUCGAGCUCACCGUCACCGCCCUCCUCCUCGCCGUCGCCGACUCUUCUAAGCCAAGGUGGACAAGGUAGCAGCAACAUGCUACACCAGACGGGUGGUGGUAACUCGCCGCCUCCGCCAACACCACCUUGUAGCUUCAUAUAUCGCUCAUAGUGUACCGCUGACUCGCUCGCUCCUCUCCUUAGCUUCAAAGAAACAAAUCCCUUCCGCGACGAUGUUAACACGUGCGCCACGUAGCAACAAACGAGCACCACCGCAGCUGCCGCUACCACGAGCUUCUGCGAGUGGCCGAAAACUAAUCGCAAUGAUCAGGUCGAUUUUCAACACGACGAGUGCAAUGGAUGAUCCGAAGUCUUGUCCUUUUAAGAGGACAUUGACUUUGUAAAGGCAGUCGACAAACUGAAUUAAGCCUAUUGACUGUAUGAUUUAUUCAACAGUAGACAGACGAAAAUUGGACAUUUUCUAUAUUUUAUAUACUCGACUCAUGAUAAAUCGACUAUUGUUUUUUAAAAGCAGCUUAUUCAGUACACAACAAAAUAUAAUUAUAUCCACUGCUAACAUUUUUUAAACCAAUAUACUAUUGUAAUUGGGUCACCAUUAACUAACUGCCACAUAAUUUUAACGUGUGAAAAAUCAACUUUAUCAUUGACCAUUACAAUUCUGGCGUCGAAGAUGCUCUGACGCGCGCUAUUCCAAAUGCUUUGCUGUAAUACUGAUUUGCGAUAUUGGAUUAUAUUGCACGUGCCAGUGAUUCUUUUUAUUUGUACAUAUAAAAUAUCGUCUAGCCGAUUGUGGCUUUUAAAGGCUUCGAGUUAGAGCUAGUAGAAAUAAAAAAAAAACAACUGCCAAACCGAGCAUCGUAAACAUUUAGUGUAAAGAUGUUUAAUUUUGUAUAUAAUCUGUUUAUCUGCCUGGAGAAUUUAAGGGAAUUAGUAAUUCUCCAAAUGUAAUCUCUGCCACAUUGUACUGUUUGCUCGAACUCGAAGUUUUCGACGUUUGGUCGUUUUUUAAAAUAAUUUGACGUAUUAAGUCUAAGGGACUUCCUUCUCGUUGUAUAUGUAUAGGCAUAUAUAUGCGAAUAUUGUUAAUUAAGAUGUGUAUAUUUCGUUUGAAAGUUAUGUACAAUUUGUCGAGAUCAAGUUUGCCGCUCGACCUAAGUGAGGCUUUGAUAUUCUUAAAAAGAAAAAUGCUUCGUUCCUUCGUCUCGAGAGUGCAGUCUUCGUUGCAGCUUUGAUGCCAACAACUGUAUCAUAGAACGAGAAACUUGUAUGUUAAAGCUUAAUUAUGAAUUCCUUUUAUCCUGCAUUACCUAUGAAUAUAUGGUUAUACAUAUGAUCGCAAACUUGUUGAAUCGAACGUUAGGAUUGAAGAUACUCUCGAGAACGACAACUAUAUUUUCUCCGUCAAUGUAAAAUAAACACGCUGCAGGAAUAUUAUAUUAUAAAAGCUUUGUUUUAAAUCUUCGACUGCCAAAAAGGUACAUAAAAUGAGCAAAUGCGGUGUUUUUCGAAUGUCCUCUGUUUAAAAGGGAUGAAAGUCAAAGUGAAGAAAAAUUUGCUGAGGGGUCAAAGAAACUAUGUUGUAUGAUGUAUUAAAAAAUUCAUCAUAACACUUGAAUUGCGCAAUUUUCAAUGAGCGAAUCUCAACUUUAAAGACAACUAUAAAAAUAACUUUAGAAAUAAUACGUAGAGCGAUGAUUAAUUGUUGCAAUAGCAAAGGAUUAGGCUUAUACAUUGUACGGAAAUGAAGUUGUAUAUUGAUAAAACAUACGCAACCGCUUUAAGAGUAAUCUCCACCUUUUUAUGUUUUAUUUAUAAUGAAAAAAAUCAGUUACAAGCUAGUGACUCGAUGUGUGUCAAUUAAAGUCGCAAAAAACUGAGUACUGCUACAUUAAUGCAUAUGUUUGUUUAUCAAUUUGCUUGAAUCAGUUAUGAUUACGAAAAACAUUCGAUCGGAAGAUCUAAUUUGAAACCAAAGGCUUAUUUAAUUAAUUUUUUAAGGAAAUCAAGUAUUGGAGCUAUUGACGUGCAAUGGCUUGAAAUGAGAAUGUAAUGUAACAUGAUAAAUUUUAAUUUUUAUAUUAGAGCUCUACUAGUAAAAGCGUGGAGAUUGCCUUACAUUUGAGAUUUUUGUCAUGAGUAGGCUUGAAUGUAUAGAAAGAAAUUUUAAAAUGUAAAAAACAAAGAAAAGAAAAGUCAUGAAUUACCAAGGCCGUGUAGUGUAAAAACAUCUCUUAAUUUGUCACGGAACUUAAAGGUUGAUACUUGGGUUUUGUACGUUUGAGAGUGCUCAUGUCAAACACUCGCCUACAUUCUAAUACGUAAUUAGUUAAAAACUGAGUUAAUCGAGUGAAUUAAGUGAUUUGUAUUUAAAUCUGUGUAAAAGUGGAGCUUCGUGUGUAAAUAACUAUUAUUAUUAUUAUCACUCUUGUACGCGUAAAUGAUAUUAUACAUGAGGACUUAUAUUCUAGCAGUUAAAUCAAGUUAUACGAGAGCAGUAAAAAAAGUAUGACAAAAAAUUUAACGAAAAAGUAGUCCAUCUAUUCUGGGCUGGAUGGUGCAUGUAGACAUCUAUCUUAAAGUGCUUCUUAUUUCAGUGUGUUUAGAAGUAACGCAUAUGUGAUAUAUUCGAUAUGACAAAAAGUUUUUUCUAGGCGUACGAAAGGAAAGUUUGCAAGAUUAAGAACAUAAUGGCGAUUUGACGUGAUUUUCGUUUAAAAGAACUCGUGAGCAUUCUCUCUAUUUGAAUAAUUAGCAUGCGAUGGUAAAAUAAAUUGUUCCCAGAAUACACUUUUGAAAAGAAACAUCAAGCAUUCAUUUUGAGUUCUUUUGUUUUCGUGAUUCAUAACUUUUAGUCAUUAUGAUUGAUAUUAUUGAAGAUUUAGUGAUACGUGUAAUAAUGCUAGUGCAUUCCAUGACGCAAUGAUCCGCAAAAAGCUCUAGAAUCGUUUUAAAAAGUUGUGAUUUACCUUAUACGAUUCAACCCAUACUGGCAUUACUCUAGCAACGAUAUCUCUGCAAAUCCUCUUCAAAUUCAUGAGUGGUUUUAAAACUACUCAAAAUUGAAUGAUAUUUAAAGUGAAGUAAACAAAAUAAGACUGAAUUAAAAGUUCUACUAAUAACGUGCACUGUUUAUUUUUUCUCUUUGAACCAGCAGAGGUUUUAGUUGCAUUAUUCUGUAAUUGUGUUUUAUAAAAUUCACAGUACUAAUUCCCAUGACACAUGAUUCUGUGUUAUACCGAGACUGCCGACUUAUACUGUGACAAUUUUUGUUUUUACUCUUAAGUCAAUACGAUUAGUCAAAAGAUUUUUAUUCUUAAGUUAUUCUGUAUUUUUUAGAUCUUUCAUACGUAAAUUGAUUAAGAUUUUAAAUUGCAUGUAAAAAGAAUUUACCAUAUUAUUUACUAAAUGAAUUAUUAUGUUAUAUAUUUAAAAAAUAGAUGUU